UCAAAAGUUUCCCUUCUGGGGUUGGAAGCAGAUUUCUCUCUCCCGGCCCUUGUGGGGCUGCAGCCAUGGUGUGCGUUUCUCUUCUCCGGUUGCUGAUGGCGCUGCUGAUGGGACCCUCCGUGGUCCCUGGAACUGGAGGAGGGAAGAAGCCCCCACCAGCCCCCCAUUUCCUGUACCAGUUCAAGGGCGAGUGCCGCUUCAUCAACGGGACGCAGCAGGUGCGCUACCUCGCCAGGUACUUCUACGGGCGGCAGGAGUUCGUGCGCUUCGACAGCGCCCGCGGGGUCUACGAGGCCGUCACGACGCUGGGGGAGCCCGACGCCCAGUACUGGAACAGCCAGGAGGAGAUUCUGCAGUACCGGCGGACCCAGGUGGAUACCUUCUGCCGCUACAACUACGGGGUGGCCGAGAUAGCGCACGUGGUGGGCAGGAAAGUUCAGCCCUCCGUCUCCAUCUCCCCCACCAAGGAAGACCCCCUGUCCCCCCACACCCUCCUGCUCUGCACUGCGGCCAGUUUCUAUCCCCUGGAGAUUGAGAUCCAGUGGCUGAAGAACGGGCAGGAGCAGAAGGAAGGGGUCUUUUACGGGGAGGAGCUCCGGAACGGGGACUGGACCUACCAGACCCAGGUGAUGCUGGAGACGAAGCCGGAGCACGGAGACGUCUACACCUGCCAAGUGGAGCACGCCAGCCUGGAGGCCCCCAUCACCAUCCAGUGGGAGCCACGGAAGUCGGACUCUGCCAGGAGCAAAGUGUGGACGGGGGCCGUGGGGGCCGUGCUGGGCGUGGUCUUUGUGGCCGUGGGACUCUCCCUCUACCGGAAGAAGAAGAAAGCAGCACCCAUCCAACCACCUGCAGCCCUCAUCCGCUAGACCUUCCUCCUCUGAGACCCAGCAAGGAAAGAAACUCUUUGCAUAGCUACGUCUUUCCUUGGAAGAUGCAAAACUGAAGGGGGUGAAAAAGAAGAGACUCCCCAGCCUGGACUUUCUCCUCCUGCUACGACGCCCCUGUUCCUGUUUCUCUUGAUUUCUUUCUGGUUUUUUCUCUUGGGGUGGGUGGGGCAUUCAUCCUGCCAAGUGCUGAGAAGAGCCUUCUCCUUCCCUGGAUUUCUGAUCAGGAGCAGAGAACUGGUCAGUCUCUUCCUCCCCUGGCAGGACUAUCACUCCGGGCUCCACUCUCUGAGUUAGUUCAUCCCUAACGGCAUCCUGAAUCCUUGAGACCCGCAAGCGGAUUCCGUUCU
Messenger RNA from Elgaria multicarinata webbii, 1237 nucleotides. RefSeq names its product rano class II histocompatibility antigen, A beta chain-like. The transcript is spliced from 6 exons. NCBI's taxonomy places the organism in Eukaryota, Metazoa, Chordata, Lepidosauria, Squamata, Anguidae. Gene Ontology annotation, biological process: antigen processing and presentation; immune response. The record is from RefSeq and is a predicted model, not a curated record. The coding region runs from base 66 to 869 and encodes 267 amino acids. Gene Ontology annotation, cellular component: membrane; MHC class II protein complex.